Molecule: messenger RNA, 609 nt
Organism: Rosa chinensis
Lineage: Eukaryota; Viridiplantae; Streptophyta; Magnoliopsida; Rosales; Rosaceae
Product: B3 domain-containing protein Os11g0197600-like
Exons: 2
Coding region: 6-365 (119 amino acids)
Molecular function (GO): DNA binding
Source: RefSeq, a predicted model, not a curated record
GGACCAUGAGUCCAAUAGGGAACAAGAAAAAAGAUAAUGCUCUUCAGAGAGCUAAUGCUUUCAAAUCUGUAAAACCUUCUUUCGUGGUUGCAAUGCAUCCCACUUAUGUCUGUGGAGGUAUUUUGAAUUUGCCAUGUGGUUUUGCCAAGAAACAUCUUACUGAGAGGCCUAAUCACGUGAGCCUGCAGGAUUCAAAUGGGAAAAUUUGGUCUGUCAAUAUCCAUUUCAGCAACCAAGCUAGCUUCCGCAGUGGUUGGACUGACUUUGUGCGAGGCAAUAAUUUUGAAGAAGGUGAUGCGUGUGCCUUUGAGUUGAUUAAGAAGAGCAAGUUUUUAUUUGACGUUCACUUUUUCCGCACCACAUAGAAGAAGAAAAUAUCAGCUUGUCCCUUGCAGGAAACUAGACUAGUAUUUAUAGAUUUGGAUUCUACAAAAACAUGUAUAUGUUUUGUUUCUUUUCUUGUUUGGUUUCGAGGAAAGGCAACUCACGGAUGAGGAUCAUGUGAAAUUGGCAUUAGUCCAGCAUCUCAAUCUAUUGCUGUUAUUUAGGUUCAUAUGCAUUAUAUAUGAUGUUCAUUUUCACUAUCAUUCAUUCUAGUGAUACGAUCCA